UCACCAGUUGUUUCCCGAGCCGGAUACGUCUGUGAUGAGCUGUCGUGAGUCGAAGAGGUCCCUCAGCGGCCCCCUCAUCAGCUCGUUGACCACACCCUCCUCCAUGUCCACCAACACCGCCUUACACACACCACAUCAUGCCAACCACCAUAGGUCACCAUGGGUGGAUGGAUGUGUCCUCACUCACCCGUGCCCGCAGCGUCUUGACGGGGGCAGUGCCAUCGCCAACCGGGAUCUCCUUCGGAUCUGAAAACCUGCACACACACACACACACACACAGAGAGAGAGAGAGAGAGAGAUCAAGGGAUGAAUCGGACAGGCAGAUCUUGCAGUGGACAUUUCCUUAUCUGAUCUGCCCACCGUGUGUCGACGUUUCUGAAGAGAACUGAGGUGCCGGCGUCGAAGUGUCCCUUCUUGUUGUAUGAGGCAUGUUCGUUGAGGGCUUCGCUCCAGAAGAUGCUGCCGAUCUGGUUGCCGCACUGACCCACCUGCACCACUAUCAACUCCCGAGGCAU
Molecule: messenger RNA, 515 nt
Organism: Vitrella brassicaformis
Lineage: Eukaryota; Vitrellaceae
Source: the annotation of a GenBank genome assembly